This is a messenger RNA of Hemibagrus wyckioides, 8570 nucleotides long. It is a transcript of the gene nedd4l, whose product is annotated as NEDD4 like E3 ubiquitin protein ligase. Gene Ontology annotation, biological process: ubiquitin-dependent protein catabolic process; regulation of dendrite morphogenesis. Gene Ontology annotation, molecular function: ubiquitin protein ligase activity; sodium channel inhibitor activity; protein binding. NCBI's taxonomy places the organism in Eukaryota, Metazoa, Chordata, Actinopteri, Siluriformes, Bagridae. The coding region runs from base 2571 to 6341 and encodes 1256 amino acids. The record is from RefSeq and is a predicted model, not a curated record. The transcript has 28 exons.
UUACAUAGUGUACAAUAUACAGUACUCGAUACGUAGUGUACAAUAUACGGUACUCAAUACGUAGUGUACGAUAUACGGUACUCGAUACGUAGUGUACGAUAUACGACACACACUUCGAUACGUAGUGUACGAUAUACGGUACUCGAUACGCAUUGUACGAUAUACGGUACUAGAUACGUAGUGUACGAUAUACGACACACACCUCGAUACAUAGUGUACAAUAUACGACACAGACUUCGAUACGUAUUGUACGAUACUCGAUACGUAGUGUACGAUAUAUGACACACACUUUGAUACAUAUUGUACGAUACUCGAUACGUAGUGUACGAUAUACAACACACACCUUGAUAUGUAGUGUACGAUAUACGACACACACUUUGAUACUUAUUGUACGAUACACGAUACUCGAUACGUAGUGUACGAUAUACAACACACACCUCAAUAUGUAGUGUACGAUAUAUGGUACUCGAUACGUAGUGUACGAUAUACAACACGCACCUCGAUACGUAGUAUACGAUAUACGACACACACCUCGAUACGUAGUGUACGAUUUAUACGACACACACCUCGAUACGUAGUGUACGAUAUACGACACACACCUCGAUACUUAUUGUACGAUAUACGACACACACCUCGAUACUUAUUGUACGAUAUACGACACACACCUCGAUACUUAGUGUACGAUAUACGGUACUCGAUACGUAGUGCACGAUAUACGACACACACCUCGAUACAUAGUGUACGAUAUAUGACGCACACCUCAUUACGUAGUGUACGAUAUACAGUACUCAAUACGUAGUGUACGAUAUACAGUACUCGAUACGUAGUGUACGAUAUACGGUACUCGAUACGUAGUGUACGAUAUACGACACACACCUCGAUACGUAGUGUACGAUAUACGGUACUCGAUACGUAGUGUACGAUAUACGACACAUCUCGAUACGUAGUGUACGAUAUACGGUACUCGAUACGUAGUGUACGAUAUGACACACACUUCGAUACAUAUUGUACGAUACUCGAUACGUAGUGUACGAUAUACAACACACACCUUGAUAUGUAGUGUACGAUAUACGACACACACUUUGAUACUUAUUGUACGAUACACGAUACUCGAUACGUAGUGUACGAUAUACAACACACACCUCGAUACGUAGUGUACGAUAUAUGCUACACACCUUGCUGUGUAGUGUAUGUAUGAGCUCUGAGUAAAUGAACAGGACCAGUGCCCAUGGCCACUGUCCAAGAAUGUAGUGGAAACUCUUCCCAGAAGAGUGGAGCUUACAGUAACAGGAGAAUAAACAGACUGGCAAUUCAGUGUGAGUGUGAUGCUCGGGGGUCCACAUACUUUUGGCCUUUAGAGCAGUGUAUAUGAUACGAUACACAUCUCUAUACAUAGUACAUGAUACAAUACGACUGAGAAAAUGGCGUUUGUAGCUUCUGCGGCUCUCAGUCGCGUGCGUUUGUGGAAAAUGAAGAGCUUCCUAAAUCCAAGUGAAACUGCAGCAGUGUGAGGAUUUACACACGGACACUGGGCUUACCAUGCUAAACUAGCGGCCGUUAGCCUUUUCAGCAAUGUGGACUUAAAUUUAGGACACUGAUCUAAAUUCACAUAGCAGAUGUUUUUUGUGAGAGUUGUAGAGAUUUUUUUUUUGUCUGAAUAAAUUACGAGAAGUUUUAAACCAGUUUGUUGUGUAUGCUGCUCAUCUGGAUAAAUAAGAUCAUGUUUCAGAAGCCACCUGCUAUCUGCUGAAUGACGCGGCUGUCUGUGCUUUUGUUUUUGUGUUAAUGACCACGUUUCUAAAGCGGAAGCACAUUUUUUUCUUUGUUUUUGUUUUUUUUAAGACUUUGAUUAGCUCCCAGAUCUUACUGCACUUCUCCAAAUGUCCUUGGUGUUUGGGACGAGAGAAAGAGAGAAGACGCAGAUUUACGAGUUUAUGGAGAGUGUUUCCUGUCUCAGCUGUGAUCUCUAUCUCUCUCUCUCUCUCUCCUGGGGGCCGGCUUCGGCCUGACAGAUCAGCGGCAGCUGACAGAAGGCUGUUUGGAUCUCUGGGGUUGGUGGUAGGGUGUGUUUAAGAGGGACAGGAAGUCUGUGCCAUUUUUGAGGCACGUGAUCAAGGCCAUCCUACCGUCCCCUCGGCUUUCCUGAGUGCCAGGCGUCCUUAUCCAAUCACGCUUGGAAUGCUGCUUGUCACUCCUGGUUAUUUCUGCUGCUUGUCACCAGCGAGGUGCAGCUCUAACAGUUUGCCAAAUGGUAGUGGGCUGAUAUUUUUUUCCCCCACUCUAUAUCCCACCCCUCUUCCUUACACACACUCACACACACACACACACACACACACUCUCAGUCUCAUUGGGAGUUUGUGGUCUGAACUUUGCAGAUCUCUGGCAGUGGUUCUCUUGUUACUAUGUGCUUCUGCUUUUUCUCUCUCCCAACAAGCGAGGGAAGGCAGAAAGUAGAAAGGGGGAAAAGUGUGUGUGUGGGUGAGAGAGAGAGCGAGCACAGAGAGACGAUCGGACACGUUUAAAGGGUGGGCAGGAGACGGAGUCGACUGGAACCAGACGGAGACACAAGAAUGUCUCACCGGCUGCGCCUCUACUUUGGGUCCAACCGCAGCAACACAGCUCCAGAGUUUCAGGAACUUGAGUUUGAGGACGAAGACCAGAACACGCACGAUAAUGCCACCGGCGCGGGAGCCAUGCUUUUCCGAAUGCGUCCACAGAACCCAUUGCUUGAAGAAGACUCUCCUGUUUCAGAUGCUUUUUUGAAACGAAGCUCCUCAAUGUUUAUCCCACAGCUCCAGGGUCAAGCUGAACCACCAAGAACCACCAAGAGCUCUUCCAUGCAGAUCUCCCUCCAGCGCUCCUCUACACCCCAGGAAGAUGUACAGUCUAUGGAUUCACCACCAGGAUAUCCCCAGGAUCCAGCUCCGGCUUACACUGAGCCUGCCGAGAGCUGGUUAUCUUCUCAAUCUGCAUCUUACUACAGAAGAGAAUGUCCAACUUCUCCGUUUAUGGAUCAGACUAAUUCUGGAGUGGAUGCUGCCCAGCCCAAAAGGCGAGUUUUUUGCGUCAGGCCUUACAAGUUGACGAACGGUUACUCUUCUUUGGGAAUUGGCAAUGAAAGCUCUCCAGGAAUCAGCAUCGGUGGGUUUUGUAUCCAGCAAAGUGCCACCAACGGAUCUGAUGCCCAGCAGUUCAGGAUAGUUCCCCACAGCCAGGAUGGGCAAAAUGGUGCCUGCCGCUGGUCCGUUCAACCGACCACAGAUCGAAAUUCUGGCACUCAAAGAUUUGUCUUCCAGCUUCAACAGGACAGGGGAAGGAUCGUGACUACAAACGGUCAGAGAGAGGUGACCCAUCUCGGGUGUAAAGGUGGCCGUGCGGAACGAUACCCUCGAAUCCGACUCGAGAGGAGCACCUCUCAGCCCCUGCAACCCAGACAAGUUCCAUCACGACCCGGAUCUAUGCCGAACCUUCAUGCCUCCAUCUCUGAGUGCGAAGCGGAUGAGGACGGAGCUCAAAGCCGCACCUUUAAAAUAAGGAAAGAACAGGAUCCCAGGCAGGCCAAGUUCAAAAUAUAUUUCAGCCAAGGAAGUAACCACCGGUCUAACUCCACACAGGAUGUUAGCUUUGGACAAGGACCUACCUGGAGCUGCCCGAAGGCUCAGUCUGGUUAUGAUCGACACAAGAACGGCCUUUUACACUUCGGACAGACUAGAGAUGACUUCCUGGGACAGGUGGAUGUGCCUCUGAAUUACUUGCCGACAGAAGACCCGGCGAUGGAGCGGCCAUACACCUUUAAAGACUUCCUUCUCAGGCCAAGAAGUCACAAGUCAAGGGUGAAAGGUUACCUGAGGCUGAAGAUGGCAUACCUGCCAAAGAACGGAGCUCAGGAGGAGGAGAGUGGGGAGAUGAGGGAGGAGGCUGAGGGUUGGGAGGUGGAGUCGGUGGAUCACGGUGGUUCACGUCGUUCUCAGCAGCUCCUUCCUCCGUUGCCGGCAGGUUGGGAGGAGAAAGUCGAUAAUCUUGGCCGGACGUAUUAUGUUAAUCACAACAACCGGACCACACAAUGGAAAAGACCCAGCACAGUUGACGUGGUAUCAGAGACGGAAAGCGAUAAUCACCUGCAUCAGAUCAACCAGGAAGCUCACCGUGUGUUUCGCUCCAGACGUCAUAUCAGUGAGGACCUGGAGAACGAGCACCUCGACGCCCGGGAGCUGGACGAUUCCUGGGACCCUAUCACAGAAGAGGAUUUCUCGGGGAUGAGUGAGGCCGUGGCUGGCCCCGCCUCCUCUGCCACGCCCAUUCAUCAGUUCAGCACUCCAGAGUUCUCAGAGGAGAUCAGCAUGAGGCUGUCGCUCACUCCUAACGCCAAUGGAGAAAUGGGCGGAGCUAACAACACCGGGUCUCUCCUGUCCUCCAGGUUGCGUUCUUCCAGCAUGACUGAUGGAGUGAGUGAUCAGGCUCAGACUCCUUCACCUAUGCAGACGUCGCAGUCCAGACGAACCCGAGCCCAAACGGUCACAGGCGUAGAGCAGCCCAUGUCCCUGCCAUCAGGUUGGGAGGAGAGAAAAGACGCUAAGGGCCGAACGUAUUACGUCAAUCACAACAACCGCAGCACGACGUGGACACGCCCAAUUCUCCAGCACACUGAGGAUGGAGUCAGUUCUCCUGCAGGAGCUGUAGGAGGCGCUGUAGCUACCACACCUUCGUCCAGCGGUCAUCUUAGUGAACCCCAAAUGCGCCGACCUCGUAGCCUUAGUUCCCCCACCGUCACCCUGUCCACUCCUCCAGAGGGAGCCAAUAGUGUGCCACUUCCUCGUGUGGUGAAGGACACGCUGUCGAACCCGCAGUCGCCUCAGCCUUCGCCCUACAGCUCACCCAAAUCUCAACACAAGGUCACUCAGAGCUUCCUGCCCCCGGGGUGGGAGAUGAGGAUUGCCCCCAACGGACGGCCGUUCUUCAUCGACCAUAACAGCAGGACGACCACAUGGGAAGAUCCCCGUUUAAAGUACCCUGUUCACAUGAGGGCUAAAGCAACACUGGACCCAGGUGACCUCGGCCCACUUCCUCCGGGAUGGGAGGAGCGAGUCCAUGCAGAUGGCAGAACGUUUUAUAUUGACCACAACACCAAGAACACACAGUGGGAGGACCCUCGACUACAGAGUCCAGCUAUCACAGGACCGGCCGUACCAUACUCGAGAGAGUUUAAACAGAAGUAUGAUUAUUUCAGGAAGAAGUUAAAGAAGCCGACGGACAUUCCUAACCGUUUUGAGAUGAAGCUGCACAGAGGCAGUAUAUUCGAGGAGUCCUACAGACGGAUCAUGUCUCUGAAGAAGCCGGACUUUCUGAAGUCCCGCCUCUGGAUCGAGUUCGAGUCGGAGAAGGGGCUGGACUAUGGGGGCGUGGCCAGGGAAUGGUUCUUCCUGAUCUCUAAAGAGAUGUUUAACCCUUAUUAUGGGCUGUUCGAGUACUCUGCUACAGAUAACUACACACUCCAGAUUAAUCCGAACUCAGGGUUGUGUAACGAGGAUCAUCUCUCCUACUUCAAGUUCAUCGGGCGAGUAGCGGGCAUGGCGGUCUACCACGGCAAGCUGCUGGACGGUUUCUUCAUCCGACCUUUUUAUAAGAUGAUGCUGGGAAAACCCAUCACACUGAACGACAUGGAGUCAGUGGACAGUGAAUACUACAACUCUCUGAAGUGGAUUUUGGAAAACGACCCGACGGAGCUGGACCUGCGCUUCUGCAUCGAUGAGGACAAUUUCGGGCAGACCUACCAAGUAGAUCUGAAGCCGAACGGCUCUGACAUGGUCGUCACCAAUGACAACAAGAAGGAAUAUAUUGAUUUGGUUAUUCAGUGGCGGUUUGUGAACAGAGUGCAGAAACAGAUGAAUGCCUUUAUGGAGGGAUUCACAGAACUGAUUCUCCUCGACUUAAUUAAGAUCUUCGAUGAGAACGAGUUGGAGUUGCUGAUGUGCGGUCUGGGUGACGUGGACGUCAACGACUGGAGACAACACACCGUCUAUAAAAACGGCUACUGUCCGAAUCACCCCGUCAUCCAGUGGUUCUGGAAGGCCGUGUUGUUGAUGGACGCUGAGAAGAGGAUUCGGCUGCUGCAGUUCGUCACGGGAACGUCGAGAGUUCCUAUGAAUGGCUUCGCUGAGCUCUAUGGUUCAAAUGGGCCACAGUUGUUUACCAUUGAGCAGUGGGGGACUCCAGACAAACUCCCCCGUGCACACACAUGUUUUAACCGGCUGGAUCUGCCAGCGUACGAGUCGUUCGAGGAUUUGAGAGAGAAGCUGCUGAUGGCUGUGGAGAACGCACAGGGCUUCGAGGGAGUCGACUAGAUACACACACACACACACACACACACGCAAAGAUUCAACCGAUCAGAUCAACACACAGUCAAAUCUGAGGCCUGGAGCCUUUUAUCAGUUGUAUGUGUGUGUGUGUGUGUGUGUUUACAUACUAAACUGAAACUUUACGCUACACUACAGCACAAUCCUUUAACUCUCUCUCUCUCUCUCUCUCUCUCUCUCCCUCUCCACCUUGGUCCCUCACUUUCUCGCUCUUUGUCUCUGGGGUGCUUUUAUUUUUGCUCUCUCCUUCAUCCCUCCACAUCUGUUGCCUCUCUUUAUUCUGUCUUUCUCAGACUCUCAGACAAUUUUCCAAUUCCCCCUCUCUCUUUUUCUGUCUCCCUCUCCCUCUCUCUCUCUCUCCUUCCACACCUAUUCACAAAGGAUUAUGGGUAGUGACGGUGCAGUAUUCGGUGAACCCAUAUCAGGUCUUAUAAACACCAGAUUACCUUAGACGAUGAAGAGCCACUCCUCCUUUUCUUCCUCACACCUCCUUUGCUCUUCUCCUCUUCCUCUCUGGGGAUUUUUUAAAAAAAAUCCUUCUUUUCUUUCUUUAUUUUUUUUUUCGAAACACAGAAGGAACAGUAAUUAUCAUUUUAGAUUUUUAUUAUCAGUUAUUAUCCGGAUGAUCUUAUCACGUCAGCCUUUGUUUCGAUGAUGUACGUGGUUUACAAUUUUAGGUUUAAAAAGAAAAAAUAAUAAAUGAAUGAAUAAAGGAAUAGAGGAGUAGUGCAUGGCAAGCCGGCCGAGCUGUACCGGGAUUCCGGCCCACUCCCUGAUCAGUGUGUUUUAGUGCUGAGAAAACUGGCAUGAACAUGCGUGUAUGUUGUGUUAUGGAUAUGAUUACGUAGUAAUUAACGCCGUGUUCCUGCGCCCCGGGACCGCCGGGGAAAAACCCAGACGCCGUGGAAACGUCGCUUCUCUUCACAAGUGUAUUAUUAAUAUUAAUAUUAUUACAAUUACUAUGCUGUUUGUACAUUUUUUUGAGGAUUGAGGAAGAAAAACAAACAAAAGUUUAACUGAGUCACUGUAUGUAUUAAAGCUUCUGUAAGUAUUAACAGCAUGAAUGAAGAAGAUGUGAAUGUUCUGACUGCUGCAGAUUUUUAGUACUUAAACUCCUCUUUCUGUCACUGUUUCCUUUUAUUUCUUUCCCACUUUUUAUUAUUUAUGUCCAUUCUAACAUCACUAAAAGCUGUAAGGGCACUUUAUCGGUCACUCGCGAGCCUCGUGAGUCAACGUUGUUGUUUUUUUUUUCGUUGUUUCUCUUUUAUUAAUAUUAACUUGAAUGUGACUUUGCUAUAAUAUCUAUGAUAACUUUUCUGUUUCGAGCACUCAGACGACAUGGUGCAAUACUCCCGUCUGCUUUCUGUCUGACCCUCGCCCCGGCCUGGCAACACCUGAUCCGGGGUCAGUUUUACCCCUCAGAGUCGUAAUUAUGUGGCUCAAAAAAAAAAACAACAAAAGGUUCAGUGUGGUUCUGAAUCAUUUUCUCUGAAUCGGAUUCCCUGAAUCAGUUUAUUCGACUCAGAUUCCCUGAAUCAUUUUCUCUGAAUUAGAUUCCCUGAAUCAAUUUUUCUGACUCUCAUUCCCUGAAUCAAUUUCUCGGAAUCAGAUUCCCUGACUCAGUUUCUCUGAAUCAGAUUCCCUGAAUCAAUUUCUCUGAAUUAGAUUCCCUGAAUCACUUUAUCUGAAUCUGAUUCUUUGAAUCAGAUUCCCUGAAUCAAUUUCUAUGAAAUAGAUUCUCUGAAUCAAUUUCUAUGAAUUAGAUUCUCUGAAUCAUGUUCCUUGAAUCAUUUUAUCUGAAUCUGGUUCUUUGAAUCAAAUUCCCUGAAUCAUUUUCUCUGAAUCUGGUUCUUUGAAUCAGAUUCCCUGAAUCAAUUUCUAUGAAUUCGUUUCCUUGAAUCAAUUUCUCUGAAUCAGAUUCCCUGAAUUAAUUUCUCUGAAUUAGAGUCUCUGAAUCACUUUGUUUAAAUCAGCUUCUUGGAAUCAGAUUCUCUGAAUCUCUUUCUGAGCCUUUAAUUUCUCUUACUCAGUUUCUGUACUUUCUCUUCUCUGCCACUCGCCGUGUGGCUCUGCUGAUUUCUGAUCUUCUCUGAUGUUAUUGUUCUCUUUCUUUUUUGCUCUCUCUCUUUUGUAGAGCCUGUUGUUUUUGUAUCGAUGGGGAAUGUUCACCCUUGCGAUUCGUAUAACUUGGUUCAAAUUAAACUGAGGAAUGAAACC